This is a messenger RNA of Zingiber officinale, 1676 nucleotides long. RefSeq lists its product as uncharacterized. The record is from RefSeq and is a predicted model, not a curated record. The transcript is spliced from 8 exons. NCBI's taxonomy places the organism in Eukaryota, Viridiplantae, Streptophyta, Magnoliopsida, Zingiberales, Zingiberaceae. The coding region runs from base 690 to 1502 and encodes 270 amino acids.
CCUGCGUCGAUCAGAGGUACAAACUUGUAGGAGGAGUUGGCAGACACCACCAACUCUUCUUGUGGAUUGCUGACUUCUCCAAGGAAAACAAAAUCGCUCUCCUGCUAAAGCAGUUAUCACGUACCCAGCUACCAGUCAAAUUUCGCCAAACCCGACAUGAACUGUCCUCUCGCACCACAAAAGGCAGCAAGCAACCUCAGUUGCGAAGUGGCCAUGAGGACACCCCUCCUGCUCGAGACACAUCGUCCAGGGCAGCCAUGCUGCGCUGUCGCUCGCCUGGCGGAACGCCAAAUGUAGAGAGAAACCGACCAUGCCACUGGUGACGAAGAAAGCAAUAGCUUUAGCAAUAAAGAAACCUUUCCCAACAACUUAAUUUAAUUCAGCACAACGCCACGGUAUGAUUCUGCUACAUCUCUCAUCGUUUUUAUCUUUCUUUAAAUUUUCUGUCAAGGAAGAAAAUUUUCUGCGACGAAUUGGGUCGUGUUGGAAGGCAUCAUCGACUCGAGAAAAAAGAAGAUCCACUGCAUUAUCCAGAUAAAAAAGAAAAUAAAAGAAUAGAUGCUGCGCUAACAUCCCACUAGAUUGACAACAUGUCUGAACUCACCGGAGCUGUAUAAAUUUGUGUCCUGAGCAAACACUCCAACCAUUCAGCUUUGCAGUUUCUUCUUGAAGGCUUGCAUUAGUGCUGGAUGUUCAUGGCAACUAUGACAAAGGAAGCCAAGUACGACUGUCUGGUCUUUGAUAUGGAUGAUACCUUGUAUCCCUUGACCUCUGGUCUCAAUUUGGCCUGUCGCAAGAACAUCCAAGAUUUCAUGUUGCACAAUCUCCAUAUUGAAGAAAGCCAAGUUGCGAAAAUGUGCCUGGACUUGUACAAAGAAUAUGGGACAACGAUGGCUGGUCUUAAGGAACUUGGUUAUGGAUUUGACGAUGAUGAAUUCCAUGCUUAUGUUCACGGAAGACUGCCAUAUGAAACUUUGAAACCUGAUCCUGUGUUGAGAAGUUUACUACUUUCAGUGCCGCAAAGAAAGAUAAUCUUCACAAAUGCAGACAAGGUUCACACUGCCAAAGUUAUCAGUAGGCUUGGCCUAGAAGAUUGUUUCGAUGGUGUCAUAUGUUUUGAGACACUUAAUCUGAACCCAACUCUUGAUUUACCUGCUGAAAAGAUCACCACCAUGACUGAUGAUGAUCUAAAGAGCUGGACUUCCGAAGGGAGAAUACUCUGCAAGCCUUCUCUGGAAGCCUUUGAAACUGCAAUCAGAAUUUCAAACAUUGAUCAAAAGAGAACGAUCUUUUUUGAUGAUAGUCCAAGAAACAUAGCAGCAGGAAAGGCAGCAGGUCUUCAUACUGUCCUUGUGGGGAGCUCGGUGUUGGUGCCAGGGGCAGAUCUUGCACUAGAGAGCAUUCACAAUAUAAGAGAAGCCUUGCCUGAGAUAUGGCAGGAUGGAGAGCAGUUUGGACCAGUUCUUGCAGCUACAUCUGCUGAAGCAGUAGUCCUUGCUUAGAUAUUAGUACUAUUGCCACUAUUGAUAGGCCUUGAACCAAGAAAGGCAUGAGAGAAAAGCAAAUUGGCUAGCGAUUGUGAGUGCCUGUUCAUGAUGCUGAUUAUUUAUGUAAGCUCAUCAAUUUACUGCCCAAUAAAGAGAGAGCUUAAUAUGUGAGGCAUGAUAAUUAUUACA